CAUGCGCAGUAGAGGCCGGAUUGUUGCAGGCUCAGACAGGGCGGCCCGUUACCAAGCACUGCAGCGCGCUUUGACGCACGGACUCCUGCCGGCCAAAUAACACCAAACGCAAAAGAACGUUCCUCUGUUUUCUCUCAGGAAGGGAAUGGCAGUGAACGUGUAUGCCACAUCCGUGUCCAUUGACAACCUCAGCCGCCAUGACAUGCUUGCAUGGGUCAACGACUCCCUGCAUCUCACAUACACCAAGAUCGAGCAGCUCUGUUCAGGAGCAGCAUAUUGCCAGUUCAUGGACAUGUUAUUUCCAGGUUGCAUUCUUCUAAAAAAAGUCAAAUUUCAAGCCAAGCUGGAGCAUGAGUUUAUACACAACUUCAAAGUUCUUCAAGCAGCGUUUAAAAGGAUGAGUGUUGACAAAAUAAUUCCAGUAGAAAAGCUUGUUAAAGGAAAAUUCCAGGACAACUUUGAAUUCGUGCAGUGGUUCAAGAAGUUCUUCGAUGCUAACUACGACGGGAAGGAGUACGACCCCAUGCUAGCCAGACAGGGGCAGGAUGUUGCUCCUCCCCCCAAUCCAGGUGAUCAUUUUAUCCACAAACCAAAGAGAAACCCAGGACCACAGAGAACAUCUCCAACAGUUCCUAAAAACAUGCCAACACCACAGCGGGUCCAACACACCAUGCCUGUUAUAAGGAAGAAUCCAUCUUUGUCCAGAAAUGGGGGCAGCGAUGCAGAGAUCAUGGAGCUAAAUCAACAGUUGAUGGAGUUAAAACUGACAGUCGAUGGUCUGGAGAAAGAGAGAGACUUCUACUUCAGCAAACUACGGGACAUUGAGCUCAUCUGCCAAGAACAUGAGAGUGAAAACAACCCUGUGCUCAGCAGGAUAAUUGAUAUUCUCUACGCAACAGAGGAAGGCUUCGCCCCUCCAGAUGAAGACGACCUUGAUGAACAAGGUCACCUGGACCAGGAUGAAUACUGAUCUCCUACCACCUUCACCACCCCUUUUUUUUUUCUUUUUUCCCUCAUUUUUCUACUCUGCACGCUUUCUAGAAAUGCUCCUCUUUAUACCUGAUCUUUAUUGUUUUCUUUCUUAAUCAUGUUUAAAUCAUUUGCUAACCAAAAUCUCCACCCUCUGUCUUUCCACAACUGCUCCAUCUAAUUAUUUCCUGUUCCUCCUUGCCUCCACUUACACUGUAAUAGUAAUGUACAACAAUAUCCCAGUGAUUUUAGCAUGAGCAAUGCAUAAAACAGAACUGGAACGAGAGGAAUUAUAAUGAAGCAGAGUUUCUGUUUGUAAAGAUUAACAACAUUGAUUUAUAAAUGAAUAUAACUUUUUUUUCUUGAGUGUUUAUUUGCCUUUAUGCGUGCUGUUAAAUGCUACCGUAAGAGCACAGAUCCACAUUGCUCUAAAGUGCCAUCAUGACACUCCUUGAGCCACUAAACCUGUAACAAAAGUGACUUUUAAAUAACUUUAUUUCGUAUUUAUUUAACUUAUAUUUUGUUCCAGCUGAAUUUCUGUAGCAAAACUGUUGCAAUCCUACUGUAUGUAAAAUAAAAGCCAAGGCCACUUGUGCGGCGGUCUGCUCUUGGGUCGGCGUUAAGCUUUGGUGUUUAUGUUGAGGCGGGUUUUAAAGCAUGUGAAAUGCUAAAGGAAGUUGUUCAGUGCAACAACUUCAGAAAUGUGAUCAAUGCUCUGCAAAUAUUCCUUAUUUAUGAGCAACAUAUCCGAGCAUGAGAAUGUUAUACAGUGACUGUGAAUGAGUGAUAUUUUGUAAAUGUGCUUUGUGUGAAAAUUUUGUAAGUUGUCUCAAGAUUCUGGUUUUAUCCCUACAGUAUCCUAUUGGCUGACAAUACAUUAUCCUUUUAGCUUAACCUGCAGACAGAAAAUAUGGUUAUGUAGCAGUACAUCAAUCAGUAAAGACAUUUUUACAUGACAGUUUUCUCUUUUCCUGCUAAAAGUUGUGUUUUAUUUUUCAUUUGCUGAAAAGUUUACCAGAGCUUUAGCUGCCAUUUGAAGGAAAGUUGAAACCUGUGAUCCGAUGACUGGCAAUCAGUACCAUCCAGUAAACUACGACACCUCCUUUUCUUUCCUGAGCUAUUUUCAUUUGCAAACUGGCUGUCAUUAGCUCACUGGAACAUGCAUCUCUUUGACCAUGUCCAUUGAACAAUAAUCUUUUGAGUUUUCAUUAAAUACAAAGUUG
Messenger RNA from Cyprinodon variegatus (sheepshead minnow), 2192 nucleotides. RefSeq names its product microtubule-associated protein RP/EB family member 3-like (gene mapre3a). The record is from RefSeq and is a predicted model, not a curated record. The transcript is spliced from 7 exons. Gene Ontology annotation, cellular component: microtubule organizing center; cytoplasmic microtubule; microtubule plus-end. Bases 146 to 970 code for a protein of 274 amino acids. Lineage: Eukaryota; Metazoa; Chordata; Actinopteri; Cyprinodontiformes; Cyprinodontidae. Gene Ontology annotation, biological process: regulation of microtubule polymerization or depolymerization; protein localization to microtubule plus-end; spindle assembly. Gene Ontology annotation, molecular function: microtubule plus-end binding.